UUCCUAACAGCUUUUCGGUAAAACCAAGAGCAAGCAAAUAACUGCUUGAGCAGGACAAUCCCCUUAAGACUUAUCUACAAGGCUUGAAACGAUCUCUUUACAUGCUCGCUAGGCCGCUUGUCUUGCAGCCCAACGCAGGCGCCUUGGGAUCGAAACGAUUGGCUAGAACUGUUUCGUUGGACUCAUGCUUCAGAAUGUCUAGCGAUGAGUUUCCCGACGUUCAGCUCAUCUCUGCUUACCCCGCUUCCUCAUUCAGCGGCUGAAAGCUGCUCUCCGUUUCGAACAUGGCCGCAGUCAGCAAGUAGCCCUCCAGUUACCAUGAUGACCCGCACCGUGGUCGGGGCUCAUCAUCCAGAUUGAGGUUUUAGCACGCUCAACACAAUGGAAAGACUCAUCCGAAGGUUGAGGCACCACAAAGCUUCGGGCGAUCCACCCGAAGAGCAUAAAAUUGUCGCAAGGGAACGCAUCACUAGCUCCCCAGACCCUCCAAAGGCCGACGCCGAUCUCAGGUCGUCCGGGAGUUCACCAGUUGCCUCUUUUCCGGACGGUGCGAAGGUCCUGCACGAUUGCGCCGACGCCGCUGUCGACAUUUGCUUUGUCCAUGGUCUUACCGGAGACCGGGAAAGUACAUGGACCGCUCAUGGGCAGUCGGUACCCUGGCCGGCAAUUCUCCUGCCGCCGAAGCUCAGUAAGGCCCGCAUAGUCACGUACGGCUACGAUGCAUACUUAGUGCGGAAGGGGGUUGCGGGGUCCAACCGGCUGAUUGACCAUGCUAUGAACCUUCUGCAUGAUUUAACGACUGACAGAGAUCUCAACAACGUAUCAACUCGUCCUCUCAUCUUUGUUGCCCAUAGCCUCGGCGGCCUUGUCUGCAAGAAGGCCAUUCUUCUCUCGCGAAACCACCCGGAACCCCAUAUUCGCGGUCUCUUCAAUUGCAUCAGAGGCAUCAUAUUCAUGAGCACCCCUCACAAAGGCUCUUGGAUGGCGAAUUGGUCAAGAAUCCCAGCAGCGGCAGUCGGCCUUGUCAAGUCCACCAACAAGUCGCUGCUGGAAAUCCUCGAGACAGACAAUCAACUCCUCGAAUCUAUCCAAGUCGAGUUCUUGUCAAUGGUACGAGCGCUACGGGAAGGUGGCACACCCUUCGAGGUUACCUGCUUCUAUGAGGAACUGCCUUUGUGUGGGGUCGGGGAUAAGGUUGUGUCCAAGGAAUCGGCGACCUUCGAAGGAUAUGACUGCUUCACUAUCCAUGCCAACCAUAGCGACAUGGUAAAGUUUGUUUCCGAGGAAGAGAACGGAUUCAAGAGGCUGCUUGGUGUGCUGGUCAGAUGGACGCUGCGGGCUACUGCGACCCAAGAGCUGCCGCGAACAUCGCCCCCGUCUACGGAGGGCAAUCGAGGGGCCCCACCUGCAAGCUAUCAUCAGACUGUUGACCCAAUCCCACCCGCAGCCGUGGCGGAGCGAACCAAGGGUUGCCUCACAUCACUAGCGUUCCCCCAUAUGCAGGAUCGUUUUCACGAUAUUGACAGCGCUGUCGCGGGGACAUGCGAGUGGUUGCUUCAACAUGAAACCUAUAAGACGUGGGCCGCUUGCGAUCACGGCUUGCUCUGGGUCAAGGGGAAACCAGGUACUGGAAAGUCAACAUUGGUUAAAUACGCUCUCGGUUCUCACAGAGGCACAAACAAUACCCUUGUCCUCUCAUUCUUUUUCCACGGCCGCGGCGAUGAACUCCAAAGGACACCCCUUGGCCUCUUCCGAUCACUCCUUCAUCAAAUCCUUGCACAAGCCCCUAACGCGCUCCAUGAUCUCGUCGAUAGGUUUGAGUCAAGACGCAACGAGAACGGCCGGCCGGGCAAAGACUGGAACUGGCGUGAAGCGGAACUGAAGCCAUUCCUAAUGUCGUCUCUUCUCAACACCUUAAAGGCCCGCCCAAUUUGGUUAUUUGUUGACGCCUUGGACGAAUGCGGCAAAGAUAACGCUGUCAGGCUCGUUGGCCUUUUCAAGACGAUGCUGAAGAGCGCCGUAUCCCAGCCUGACGGUGUUGGAAGACAGUUUCAUAUCUGUUUCUCUUGCCGUCACUAUCCGAUCCUGGAUGUGGACAAGAAUACGUUCGAAAUAUGCGUUGAAGAUGAAAACGAAAGAGACAUCAGGACGUUCGUCUAUGGCCAACUUGCUGCAUUCCGUACACAAACAUCGUCUAGAAUUCCAGCCUUGAUCAUGGAACGUGCCGCCGGCAUCUUUAUAUGGGCGGGUCUUGUCGUGGAGAAACUACUAGACCUCGAUCGCGAGGGGGCGGGGCUGAAGAAGAUGGAAGCAACAGUCCGCUCUGUGCCUCCUGACCUUGACGAACUAUACCGGCACCUCAUCAAGGACAUGGACUCGGCUUCUCUGAAACUGGUUCAACUGAUUUGCUUUGCCACCCGGCCUUUGUCAGUUGACGAACUUCAAUGGGCGAUGGUUAUCGACGCCGAUUGCCCGUACCAGUCAUUACAGGCAUGCCAAAGCUCAGAAGAUUACGUACCCGACAGCGACCGGAUGAAGAGACGAAUCCAAACCCUCAGUCGGGGUCUUGCCGAGAUCACCCAGACACAGGUUGUCCAAUUCAUCCACCAAUCCGUCAAGGACUUCUUUGUCAAGGAAGGGGUCUUAGCUUCGGAUGGAUGCCAGACAUCGACAGAGGCCGCAAUUAGAGCAAACCUCCGGCUCGCCAAGAUCUGUAUACGCUAUCUGGCGAUGGAGGAGAUCGGCCAGUCGAUAAUAUACAACACUCGGGAUUUUCCCUUCUUGGAUUACGCUGCAACCUCGUUGGCGGCACAUAUGAAGCAAUGCGAUGGUGAAGGGGUCCUUCAACAUGGUCUUCUGGCGUCGUUUGCUUGGCCGUCAAACGCUCUCGUCGAGCUUUGGACGCGUGUUCAGCAGGAAAUAUCUCAAUAUGGUCAGUCCUACCAUCGUCUACCACAAAGGGGUAACCUGGUGCACACUACGGCGGUGUAUGGGAUUACGGGGUUGUUGAAGGCCGUCCUAGAAGUUGGGGAUAAGACAAUCAUAGACAAACACAUCGACGAAAGGGAUAUGGACCUCCGGACGCCGCUGUCAUUGGCCGCUGCGAACGGGCACGAGGCCGUUGUCGAGCUCCUGACUGGCGCAGGCAAAGCCGAUGUUGAAGCAAAGGAUCGAUAUGGCCAGACGCCACUGUCAUGGGCCGCUGCGAAUGGGCACCCAUACCGUUGUUGAACUCUUAGUUGGCAAAGGCAAGGCCGAUGUUGAUUCAAAAGAUCGAUAUGGUCACACGCCGCUAUCAUGGGCCGCUGCGAACGGGCGCAAGACCGUUGUUGAAUUCCUAGUUGGCAAAGGCAACGCCGAUGUUGAAUCGAAGGAUGGAGAUGGCCGGACGCCGUUGUCAUUGGCUGCUACGAACGGGCACCAGACCGUUGUCGAGCUCCUAGUUGGCACAGGCAGAGCUGAUGUCCAAGCGAAGAAUAAAGAUAGCAAGACGCCGCUGUCAUUGGCAACUGCCGCUGGACAUAGGGCCGUCGUUGAGUUCCUAGUCGACACGGGCAGAGUAGAUGUCGAAGGGAAGGAUACCACUGGCGGGACGCCGCUACUAAGGGCCGCUGAAAACGGGCAUGAGGCCGUUGUUAAGUCCCUUGUUGUCAA
This is a messenger RNA of Canariomyces notabilis, 3654 nucleotides long. RefSeq lists its product as uncharacterized. Lineage: Eukaryota; Fungi; Ascomycota; Sordariomycetes; Sordariales; Chaetomiaceae. The transcript is spliced from 3 exons. Gene Ontology annotation, molecular function: protein binding. The coding region runs from base 382 to 3231 and encodes 949 amino acids. The record is from RefSeq and is a predicted model, not a curated record.